ACUGCCCCUCCUCCACUAGGGGGCAGCAAUAGUUUGGGUAGUUGAGUAUAACGUCCAGAGACCCAACGUGUCGCAUUUAUGAUCCAGUUUUAGAAACCGAAAAGUGAAACAGUUUGAUCCAAACGUCAUUAUAAAUUGAUCACUUUACCAUUGGACAAAAAGACGGUUCACGUGAUGAUAUGCAACAUAUGUGGUUACUUUGAAACGAUUUAUUGUCACACAGAAUAUGUUCAUAACAAAACAUGUUUUCGCGUCUUAAUCUGAAACCAUUGAAAGUCUUUAAUGUUUCCGAUGGUUGUGUAAGUGCAGUACGACCGUACAAUCCAAUUUUACGUAAAAUACAAAACUCACAAUCAAUAAAGGAAAUUGCAGUGUUGGAAUCGAUUGUGAAAGCCAAAGCUCCUGUGGUUCAUGGCAUGGUUUGGUUCAUAACGAAGCUGAUUUAGGGGGCGGUUUGAGUUUUUCUUCACUCCAGCUCUUUGUCAACAAGUUUCCUCCUCCCUCUCUGAGUCUUGUGAGGAACAGUCACGGCCACGGGCUGUGGAAACUUGAGCAAACUUCACUCCAGCACAGACUGGGCGGAAUAAUGGCUGGACGUGUGAGCAUAGGUUUGCUGAAUUCUUUGGCCAGGGGAAAUGUAAUAUUUAGGAACAAGAAAUGUUUGCGCAAAAGUAAAAGUGUUGUGUUGAUCUCACGGUGUCACGCCAGGUGUCUGUCCAGCAGCAGCAGCAUCAGCGCGGCUCAACCGGACCUCAGCUCGCAUCUCGCCGGGAAGACCUACUCGGAUUUAUAUGAACUGUCAGUCAAAGAUCCAGAAACUUUCUGGGGAUCCAUCGCCAAGGAAAGGCUGGCAUGGACCAAACCUUUCGAUCAAGUGACGGACUGCGAUCUCUCCAGCGGGAAAAUCAACUGGUUUCUUGGAGGGCAACUGAACGUCUCUGUGAACUGUUUGGAUGUACACGUGGCAAAGGAUCCAGACAGAGUAGCCUUGAUUUGGGAGAAAGAUGAACCUGGCACAGAAGAAAGGAUCACAUACAGGGAGCUUCUGGAGAUGACCUGUCGCCUUGCCAACACUUUAAAGAGUUAUGGUGUCCAGAGGGGAGAGCGGGUGGCCAUCUACAUGCCUGUGUCUCCUAUGGCAGUAGCAGCCAUGAUGGCCUGUGCUCGUAUCGGUGCCGUACACACUGUGGUGUUUGCCGGGUUCAGCUCAGAGGCUCUGGCUGGCAGAAUUCAGGAUGCCCAGUGCAAGUUUGUCAUCACAUGCAACCAAGGUGUGAGGGGCGGCCGUAUCUUCGAUCUGAAGUCCACGGUGGAUAAAGCAGUGAAGAGCUGUCCGUCUAUCCGGCAUGUGUUUGUGGCCAAGAGAAUUAACAAUAGCGUGCCGAUGGGCAAACUAGACAUUUCAUUAGAUGAGGUGAUGGCGGGACAGUCUUCAGUGUGUGCUCCAGAGCCCAUGGACAGCGAGGAGAUGCUGUUCAUGCUGUAUACCUCAGGUAGUACAGGUAAACCCAAGGGCAUCGUGCACACACAGGCCGGUUACCUGCUCUACGCUUCCCUCACACAUCAGUAUGUGUUUGACUACACACCUGGAGAUGUGUUUGGCUGUGUUGCUGACAUCGGUUGGAUUACGGGUCACAGUUAUGUGGUGUACGGACCCCUGUGUAACGGAGCCACAUCUGUUCUGUUUGAGAGCACACCUGUGUACCCUAAUCCAGGUCGUUACUGGGAGACAGUUCAGAGGUUAAGAAUAAAUCAGUUUUAUGGAGCUCCUACUGCCAUCAGAUUACUUCUGAAAUAUGAGGAAAACUGGGUGAAGAAAUAUGACAGGUCAUCACUGAAGACACUUGCAUCUGUUGGAGAGCCCAUUAAUCACGAGGCAUGGGAAUGGUUCCAUAAUGUGGUCGGGGAUGGACGGUGCCCUCUGGUGGACACAUGGUGGCAGACAGAAACUGGCGGGGUGUGUAUUGCCCCACUCCCAGCUGAACCAGGAGCAGAGAUCCGGCCUGCCAUGGCUAUGAGACCCUUUUUUGGCAUCCAGCCGGCACUACUCGGGGAGAAGGGACAGAUAAUAACGGGAAAUGAUGUCAGUGGAGCUCUGUGCAUCAGCCAGCCUUGGCCUGGAAUGGCCAGAACCAUAUUUGGAAACCACCAGAGAUUCAUGGAUGCAUAUUUUAAACCGUACCAAGGUCAGUAUUUUACGGGUGAUGGGGCGUACCGCACUGAAGACGGUUACUACCAGAUCACAGGGCGGAUGGAUGACGUCAUUAAUAUCAGUGGGCAUCGGCUGGGCACUGCUGAGAUAGAAGAUGCACUGGAUGAACACCCAGAUGUUCCUGAGACCGCAGUGAUCGGAAUUCCCCAUGAGAUCAAAGGAGAAGUUCCAUUUGCGUUUGUAGUUUUAAAAGAAUCUGCUUCUGAAAACCAGCAAGCUGUUGUGGAAGAGCUGAGACACCUAGUGGCUACCAGAAUAGCUAAAUAUGCUGUCCCUGAUCAUUUCCUGGUUGUGAAGCGUCUUCCUAAGACACGCUCUGGGAAAAUCAUGAGGAGAAUCUUGCGUAAGGUCGCCAUGCAGGACACUAGCAACCUGGGGGACGUCUCCACGCUGGAUGACCCCUCUGUCGUUUCAGAGAUCAUUGAGGCCCAUAAACACUACAGAAGUCAUGCAGCUAAGAAGUAGAAAAAGACUGUUGGGAUGCCACAAUGUUUAUUUUGAGGAACUAUGAAUACGAAACUGUGAUGACAGGGAAACUGUGUAAGUAAUUCACAUGUAAAUGUGAGAGUACCAUAUGUUAGCAACACAGAAUGGCUAAAUUGCAGGUUAAAUGCUCUCAUAUGUAGUAAAACUUGCUCACGAAACCCACCUAAACUGGAUGUUAGCCCCUCUGUAAGACCGUUAGAUGCCAUUUAAGGUUUGUACAACUUGGACAAACCUCUUUUUAAACAUUAAUUAUGAAGUUCUGCACAGUGUUCUUCCUGUAGCCAGAGACUAGGUGAGAUUUGCUGAUUUUAUUUUUGUUAAAGGUGCUCAAUCAGUUUGUGUUCCAGUAAAUCUCACCUUUCUCAUAUUCUCUUUUUUUCUUCUUUGAAUCCUCUUUGGAGUUUUAUGCCUUCAUUUCCUAAUGUUUGUGACAAGAUAAACAUGAAUUGACUGUGGUUAAUAAUUUUCAAUCAGUAUCACAAUAUUACUAUAUUAUUAUGACAUGAUGCCAUUAUAUUAUAUAUGCUUUGC
Molecule: messenger RNA, 3229 nt
Organism: Sinocyclocheilus rhinocerous
Lineage: Eukaryota; Metazoa; Chordata; Actinopteri; Cypriniformes; Cyprinidae
Product: acetyl-coenzyme A synthetase 2-like, mitochondrial
Exons: 14
Coding region: 587-2677 (696 amino acids)
Cellular component (GO): mitochondrion
Molecular function (GO): AMP binding; acetyl-CoA synthetase activity
Source: RefSeq, a predicted model, not a curated record